AACUUAUAAAUAAAAACACUAAUAUAUUAUGUAAUACAUAGGAAAGAAAAAAAAAGACAAAACUCAACAAACAUAAAUCAUAUUCAAGUCCCGCCUGAACACACUGUCUGAAUAAAAAAAAUCUAAUGCAUUAUUAAGCCUAUUGUAUAAUCGAAGAGACCUAAACAGGGGAGCAUUGUAACCACUGACCGUUCUACAUCUGAUAAUAUCAAAGGUGGGAUGAUUUCUGGAAUUGAACGCAGGAACAUGGAACCUGAUCAAUGAGAGCAGCGAAGGAGAAGAAAAUCGACCCCUUAACAGACCAUGCACGAAAAUCAAUGAGUCUCUCUCCCGUCGUAAUCUCAAUGAUACAAAGUGAAAGGUACCUCUCAAACGGUCUGUAGGAAAACCCAAAGAACAGGAUUGGCCGAAGCGCUUGUAAUAGAGAAACCUCAAAAACUUAUCCUGAACUACCUCAAGACCAUGAGUACACAAAUCAGUAUAAGGGUUCCAAAUCACAAUAUUAAUCAGUUAUUUUACAAUAUUAAUCAGUUAUCUAUAAUACCGAUUUAAAAGAAAAACAAUAUAGACCUAUCGUGAAUACCAUAGUAGGGUACAAAAUUAUUUCUUACAUUCUCAAGUUCUAAAAAAAUAGUGGUGAUUAAUUUAUUGUGUUUUUAUAUUUUCCCAAGCUUAAUUAUAUACCCAACAAUAUCAUCAGGAAAGAACCUAAGGCUUAGUCCAAAACUGUUCUCUCCCAAAUUUUUAGUCUUCCAAAACAAAAAUGUUCAUUUUUCACAGCUCGUAGCACACUGAAGACGCACCACCUUGUCGCACACUGGAGAUGCCGUUUUUCUCAGCACACGCUGGGAGCGCACCACGCCACCACGUACUGAACAUGACUCUCCACCCGACCACUGCCUCCAUUCAGAUGAAAUGGAAUCGAGAGCCAAAAAUAAAAGGAGAGGAGAGCUUCAAAGAGCUGAGCAAAGACUGCGAGUUGAUAAGAGUGAUAACAAACCAAAUUGUUGUUUCCAGUCCCCUCUUCUAUCUUCUUCGCCACCCCUCAGCCACAACCACGAAAACCACACAAUCAUUGGACAAACUUUGCUCUCUCGUCGACUGCUGCUCAGUUCUGUUCUCGUUGGUUUCAAUUUUCUGCUUUCAACAGGUCUCUUAAUAGAAAUGUCAGAAGAUAGCUUGCUGUGUUCUCGAUAGUGUCGACCUUUACAUUGUUCUCGGAACGGCCGCUUCUGAAAGCUCUGCUUGCUUUUUCGCAGCAUACACGAGGAGGACUCGAUGUAAUCCUCUGUGACAUAUCAACGAAAUUAAAUUGAAAAAUGGAGACAUGAGACAGCAAUAUUGUACAAACUGAUUACAUAGCUGAAGUGUUUUUAUAUAAGCACCAUUUGAUCUAUCUAUUGAUGAUCAACAUGUUGGAUCUAUCUAUUGAUGAACAACAUGUUGGAUCUAUCUAUUGAUGAGCAACAAGUUAGUGUGGAAGACUUGCCCUGGAAAAAUGAUCAACCUUUUAUGUAUUGAAUAAAAUCUUUCUUAUAUUAUAACUUCUAAUCGUGAAAUUUGUUUUUUAAAUUUUGUAAUUUUUAUGAACAUAAUUACAGUAUGUUGGUCGGCUGGUGUUUCUGAGAAUGUAUGUUCAUGAUAGAAUUAAUAAAAUAGAAUCUAUAAUAUAUUAUAAUGAAUAGAAUUGGAAGAAUUGUGAUAAGUUAGGAAUUUUAGAAGACAUUGGUAUGAAGCAGAAUACUUAGUGAGUGAUCAAUUCAAUUGAUUCCAAAUAGAUUUUGUUUCUUGAGAAUACCAGCUAGAAGGAUAAAUUCAGUUUAUUUUGUCCUUUUAUUCUCUCACCUGAAAAUAUUAUUCAUAGAGUUGAAAAUAUUAUCAAUCUGUACUGAACUGUUUUCGAACUUCUGUUGUUGACUUUGUGUUCAUUGUAAUUAUCAAAGAGUUAUAAAAGAAUUAUUGUCUGUAAAUUUUCCAACUGUAUACCUCUCAAAUGGCUAAAUAGCUAGAGAGGUUAUUAUAUAUGUAUGUACUUGGUAAAAUGUAAUGUUGUGGAAAUUGAAAUAAAUAAAUUGAAAUUGAAAAUUGAAACUUCUUGAAAAUCACUCAGUUGCUUAUGUCUUCAUACAAAUGUGUCCUUUUUUUAAUAACUCUACAGCAUCCAUCCAACACUCAUA
Nilaparvata lugens (brown planthopper) is the source of this 2177-nucleotide messenger RNA. RefSeq lists its product as uncharacterized. Lineage: Eukaryota; Metazoa; Arthropoda; Insecta; Hemiptera; Delphacidae. The transcript has 2 exons. The record is from RefSeq and is a predicted model, not a curated record. The coding region runs from base 824 to 1159 and encodes 111 amino acids.